This is a messenger RNA of Vombatus ursinus (common wombat), 1389 nucleotides long. It is a transcript of the gene GHRHR, whose product is annotated as growth hormone releasing hormone receptor. The transcript has 13 exons. NCBI's taxonomy places the organism in Eukaryota, Metazoa, Chordata, Mammalia, Diprotodontia, Vombatidae. Gene Ontology annotation, biological process: cell surface receptor signaling pathway; adenylate cyclase-activating G protein-coupled receptor signaling pathway; positive regulation of cell population proliferation. Gene Ontology annotation, molecular function: G protein-coupled peptide receptor activity; growth factor binding; peptide hormone binding. Bases 1 to 1389 code for a protein of 462 amino acids. The record is from RefSeq and is a predicted model, not a curated record. Gene Ontology annotation, cellular component: plasma membrane.
AUGAUUAUUCAGGUGCCUUCCUGUGUGCCAAGCAAGCCCAAGAGGGCAGAUGUUCAGGACACAGAAGCAUCCCAGCCUGGAGGUGGCUGCCCUCUUUCCCUGCUGAAGACCAUGCCUGCCAACCCCUGGGGCCUCUGGAUUCUUUGCUCCUUCAGUCUUGUGGCCGGUGUCUUGGAGCUCGUGCACCCAGAAUGCGAUCUUCUCCAAGAGCUGAAAAAGGAUGAGUUGGCAUGCCUGCCAAGAAAAGAGGAGCCAUCCAAUGGGACUGCAGGCUGCCAGAGGGAGUGGGAUGGUCUGCUUUGCUGGCCAGCUAUGGGAGCUGGGGCGUCAGUCACCCUGCCCUGCCCGGACUUCUUUUCUCUCUUCAGCCCCAAGCCAGGAACAGUGAGGAGAGACUGCACGGGCAUGGGAUGGUCGGACCCCUCCCCACCAUAUCUUGAAGCAUGUCCGGUGGAGCUGGAAUCUCUGGCUGAGGAGAAAUCCUACUUCUCCACAGUCAAGAUCAUUUACACCGUGGGCUACAGUGUCUCACUGGCUUCCCUCCUUGUGGCAAUCAUGAUCCUCAUGAUGCUGAGGAGGCUUCGCUGCCCCAGAAAUUACAUCCACGUCCAGCUCUUCUGCACGUUCAUCCUCAAAGCUGUGGCCGUUUUCCUCAAAGAUGCCAUCGUUCUGCAAGAGGAGGACGAGGUUGACCACUGCACCUUCUCCACGACUGGCUGCAAGCUCUCUGUGGCCUUCUCCUACUACGCCUCCAUGACCAACUUCACCUGGCUCCUGGUCGAGGCCAUCUACCUGACAUGUCUGCUGGCCACGGCCUUCUCCAAUGGAACCAGAUACUUCUGGUGGCUUGUUCUUGGUGGCUGGGGGUUUCCCAUGUUUUUCAUCCUGGUCUGGAUUUUCUUCAAAUUGGCUUUUGAAGACAGAGUGUGCUGGGACAUGAACGAAAGCUCUCCCUAUUGGUGGAUUGUCAAAGGGCCCAUUGUCCUUUCAGUCGGGAUCACCUUCGGGCUCUUCCUCAACAUCGUCCGCAUCUUGCUCAAGAAGUUGGAGCCAGGACAGAACACCUUCCAGAGCCAUGCCCAGUACCGGCGACUCUCCAAGUCAACUUUGCUUCUUAUCCCACUGUUUGGAACUCACUACAUCGUCUUCAAUUUCCUUCCAGACAGCGCUGGCAUGGGCCCCCGCCUCUGCCUUGAGCUGGGCUUUGGCUCUUUCCAGGGCUUCAUCGUAGCUCUCCUUUACUGCUUUCUUAACCAAGAGGUCCGAGCUGAGCUGAGAAGGAGGUGGCACAGCCAUGACCACGGCGUGUGGCUGACGGGGAGGCCGAGGCAGGCCAGGUGGAGGCCGGCCUAUAGCUCGGGUCUGAGGGUGCCAACAUCCAGGUGCUAG